This is a messenger RNA of Amaranthus tricolor (Joseph's coat), 894 nucleotides long. RefSeq names its product auxin-binding protein ABP19b-like. The record is from RefSeq and is a predicted model, not a curated record. Gene Ontology annotation, cellular component: cell wall. NCBI's taxonomy places the organism in Eukaryota, Viridiplantae, Streptophyta, Magnoliopsida, Caryophyllales, Amaranthaceae. The transcript has a single exon. Gene Ontology annotation, molecular function: manganese ion binding. The coding region runs from base 103 to 732 and encodes 209 amino acids.
CCAAAGGCAAGACAUAACAUCCCAAACUAUAACUAAGCCUUCUACAACUAUAUCUUCCUUACAAAUAAUUACAAACCAAGCUAGCUCUUAGUCUCUGACAAGAUGAACAAACUUGCAUUCCUUUCCAUCUUCAUUACCCUCUUUGUAACUCUAGCCAAUGCCAUUGAGCUUGAUUUUUGUGUGGGCGACCUUAGCUUACCAAGGGGACCCGAAGGAUACGUAUGCAAGGAUCCUUCUACGGUCACAACUGAUGACUUUGUUUAUACUGGUUUCCGUGGUGAAAAACCCACUACUAGCAUUUUCAAAAACAAUGUCACUCUAGGAUUUGUAGACCAAUUUCCGGCUUUAAAUGGUUUAGGGAUCUCUAUGGCAAGGUUAGAUAUUGGUGUGGGUGGUGUUAUUCCGGUUCAUUCUCACCGAACAUCAGAAAUUAUUAUUUUAGUAAAAGGUACAAUUAUUGCUGGCUUUAUCGAUACAAAUAAUAAAGCACACUAUAAAAGACUUGAAGUCGGAGAUGUUAUGAUAUUUCCACAAGCUAUGCUUCAUUUUCAAAUCAAUAUUGGUAAAACUUUAGCUACUGCAUAUGUUAGUUUGAAUGGUGGUAACCCCGGAUUACAACUUACUACUCCUGCCUUAUUUGCUGGAAAUUUGCCUGCUCAAAUUGUGGAGCAAAUUACACUUCUUAGUCAUGAAGAGGUAAUGAGGAUGAAGAAGAUGUUUGGCACUGCAUGAUAUCUUCAUUUUGUUUAUUUAUUGCAUUUUUGUUGUACUCAUGAUAUUUAUUUUUCUUAAGCAUUUACAAAAAGAUUUAUAAUUAUGUAUCAAGCUUUUGUAAUAAAUUUUAAUUAUUUCAUAAAUGAAAUAUCGUAAUUUCUUUUACUAUGUUGACUUCAC